This is a messenger RNA of Leishmania braziliensis MHOM/BR/75/M2904, 3777 nucleotides long. RefSeq names its product putative DNA excision repair protein. Gene Ontology annotation, molecular function: ATP-dependent chromatin remodeler activity; ATP binding. The transcript has a single exon. Lineage: Eukaryota; Euglenozoa; Kinetoplastea; Trypanosomatida; Trypanosomatidae. The record is from RefSeq and is a predicted model, not a curated record. Gene Ontology annotation, biological process: transcription-coupled nucleotide-excision repair. Bases 1 to 3777 code for a protein of 1258 amino acids. Gene Ontology annotation, cellular component: nucleus.
AUGGCUGACGAUUUGGCGCUGUUGCAGCAACAGCUCGGCGUCUUCCAAGAUGAGGAAGAGAUGCGCAUAGACGUGGCGGCGCGCGUAGUCGCUCAGUCCUCGCGAGCAGCAUUCGAAGACGAGGAGCGGCUCAAGAAGAGCUGGAACGAGCUAGAAAAGGCGGAGCAUGUUGUGAACGAGCUACAACUCGAGUUGAACGAGGCGCAGUUGGCGGCUGCGCAAGAAUCGUCCGGGUUGCUGGGUGAUGCGCAGCAGAGCAAGUCAGUCGACCCGACGACGUCGUCAACACGGCGGGUGUCUGACAUUCGCUUCCAACUCCAUUCAGCGGAGCGCGCGCUCCAGCGCGCCGACGCAGCACUUCGGCAGACUCAAAAAGAGGUCGACCGGCGUCAGGCUGCGCGACUUGCCGAAGCGAAACAGCUCGAGCGAGAGGAAGCAGAGGCAGAGCAUGCGUCAGUCGUGACCCGACCUGCAGCGCAUCCGAAGGCAGCCGACGCCGCAGCAGCUGUGCGUGUAAAGCGCGCCACAGGUCGACCGGUUCCUCUCGCGUCAUCGGCCUCCACUGCGCUCCCGUGCACAAAUACAAGUGUAAAUGGCGGCACGCUGGCGGGAGGCAGCCUGGCGGUGCCAUCGCCGAUCGUCACAACGACGCGCGUGUUGUAUCGAGUGCCGAAUCACCUGAAGGGUAUCACGCAUAGCGACUAUAGCGGUGGCGCAGUGCUUCCCUCGCUGGGCCGGGUGCAAGUAACGCGUGCGGACAUCCGUUCGAAGCAGCGCCGCUACCAGGACGACUCGGAAAUGGUGCACUACGUUGAACGCAUCACCAAACGACAGCGACUGGAGGCGGUGGCAAAUCAUCAGCGUCGGCUGGCAGCUGUGAGCAACCGCGUUGACACGCCUUCGCAGACACUGUCGGUCUCCAUCGCAGAGCCAGCCGAGGCGCAAGUGAAGACGGAAGGUGAGCGAGACAGUCAGGUGCAUCAAGUGAAGCAAGAGCCUGGCGUCGGCGACGCUGCCGGGGGCGCCACGUCAGCAGCCGCAGGCGCACCCAAAACUCUCGUCGCCACGAAAGAGGCUGAGGUCGGCGAGUAUGGUUGUCGCCUCCCGGAGGCACGAGUGAAGGUGGAGACAGACUCACAGAAAGUUGUGAACGAAGUAAUCGAUGUGGACGCACUCAUGGAAGACGACGAUGACGCGGCGGUGGCGGCGGUGGUGACCCGGGUCUCCACCCAGCUCACUGAUAGCUACACUCACUGUAGCAGGACAGCCACAUCGUUCAUGUCACAGAACUCGCAGCAGCAGCAGCAGCGGCAGCGGGGGCGCACCGGCUCUGUAUCCUCGACGGCCAUCUCAGAGAGCGAGGAAUUCGUAUUGGAGAUGGAGGAGGUGACGCUGCUGCCCCAGGCGCGCAUGGAUGCCGCCAUCUACAAUCGCCUACUAGACUACCAACAAGAGGGGCUUCUAUGGCUUCUCGCCCUGCACUCCCGCCGCUCCGGUGGUAUUCUCGGUGAUGAGAUGGGCCUCGGCAAGACGAUCCAGGUGGCGGCGAUGAUCAAUGCUCUGCACCACUCGUGUAUGCUGCAUGGGCCGGUGCUGAUUGUGGCACCGAUGACGGUGCUUCGUCAGUGGCUGGCGGAGCUGCACCGCUGGGCCCCCUACGUGCGCUCUUGCGUCAUGCACGAGAGCAGCGGCAGCGACGUUACGCGCGAGUGGCUGCUGCAGUCAGUUCAAGGGACACCAGCCGUGAUCAUCACCACGUACGCAGCGAUGCGCAUACACCUCGGGCUGCUGCUACGCACGGGCUUCCAGUACGUCAUUCUUGACGAGGGACACAAAGUUAGCAACCCGGAGGCUGGAGCGACACUCGCAGCGAAGUCCUUUACGACUCCGCACCGCUUGAUUUUAAGCGGCAGUCCCAUCCAGAACUCGCUGAAGGAGUUGUGGUGUUUGUUUGACUUUGUGCGACCCGGCCUGCUCGGCACGAUGAGUCGUUUUAUUGACGAGUUUGAGACGCCCAUCGCGCAAAGCCGCAACGCGUGCGCGAGUCCGCUGUCUCAGGCAACCGCCGUUGAGUGUGCCAAGGCGCUGCAGGCGCACAUCGCCCCGUACCUGCUUCGCCGACUAAAGCGUCAGGUGAACACGUCUCUGCCGCCCAAGUAUGAGCGUGUUCUGCGCGUGCCGCUCACGGACGAGCAGCUCGACCAGUACCUGCAGGUGCUGUGCUCACCAGUGGUGCAACGGCUUUUUGCGCAGAUGGGGAUGUGCGGCUCGCCCAACGGUGGCCUCGACCGGGACGGACGUGAUUGCACCGGCUCCCUGCAUGUGGCAGGGCCUCGGGUGAACAUGGCGUCUCGUCGCUACAACAGCAGCCUGCGGCUGGCGUCGUUCCGCCUCAUGAACCAACUGCGGCAAAUCUGUAACCACGCUGACAUCUACGCAGUGCAGCAAGGGGCAGAUGAGGAAGACCGCAUGAUGCUUGGUCGUCAUGGUGCGGCGACGAAGUCAUCUUCUGCUUCGGCAACACGAUCUGGCCAGCAUCGCUCCUUUCGCAGCAACAACCCGGUCAACCUCCUCGGCAGCGGGAAGCUAAACGCCCUACUCAUGAUGCUGAAGGAGUGGCAGUUGUUUGGUCACCGCGUCCUCAUCUUCUCGCAGACUCGCAUGAUGCUCGACAUUAUCGAGAACAUGUGCGAGCAGCACGCCUACCGCUACAUCCGAAUGGAUGGUGAGACAAACGGCCACCAUCGCCAGGAACUGAUGGACCGCUUCAACGAAGAUGACUCCAUCUUUGUCGCCUUGCUAACGACGCGCGUUGGGGGCAUUGGCGUCAAUCUCAUCGGCGCUGAUCGCGUCGUUAUCUUCGACCCGGACUGGAACCCGAUCACAGAUGUGCAGGCGCGUGAGAGGGCCUGGCGUAUUGGCCAGAAGAGAGAGGUGUGCGUUUACCGCCUUAUCACGAGUGGCAGCGUGGAGGAGGCGAUCCUGCGGCGGCAACUCGCGAAGAUGUACGUGACAGACAAGGUGUUGAAGGAUCCGGAGCUGCAGCGCUUCUUUCACAGGCAAGACAACUUCAUGGAAAGCCUCCUGCUCGGUUCCGAGUACGAGAGCCGUGUGCCGGUGGACAAGCGGUACUUACUGACAGCGCAUCACUUGCAUAGCGCCUCGGCUGGCGGCCGCGGCGGCGCGCGUAGUCGUGACGGGCACGCGGCACCGUGGGAGUACGGCAAUGCGGUUCCUGGCGUCGACAGUGACGGGAGUGAGGAUGGGAUCGACAUCGCGGAGAGUGGCAGUGGCAACGACGCGGGAAGCACGGAGAAGCAGCUCAAGAAAGAGCGCACGUUCGGCAUACUGGUUCCUAUUAAGGAUGGAGGCGGUAGUGACGAGGUCGGCACUGGACGCGACGAUACGAGGAAGACAGACGGCGACGACGACGAUCUAGUCGGCAUCCUCGGCGUAGGCAACGAAAAUAAGAAGACUAACAAGAAGGUGUGUUGCGAAACACAGAUGCUGCAGGACCUGAUAGAUCGUCAGGACGUCUCCGUGGCCGGCCAUGACCGCGUUGCGCACCGCCUGGCGCGCAAGAAGGCGGAGGACAUGAUGCGACGUGUGUCGUCGUCAGGGGCGCUCACGACGGAAGCGAUGCAAGAGCAGCAGCGGCAGUACAGCUUGCUGCACGCGAUUGGGGAAAAGAAGGCGAAGGAGGCGACAGACCGAGAGGAGAAGGGACGUUACUAUCGUGAAGAGAUGGCAGCGGCGCGGAAGCGUCGGCAUGAAUAG